UCCAAACUGCUUCGACUGCUUCGACUGCUUCUUCUCGCUCCGAGAAAACAACGAUUGAUGAGAAAAGAUCAGUGCUAUAGAGUUGAGCUCAGAUCGUGAUAACCUCACCAUCUCUCAACGUCACAAUGCUACGAUCCAUACGGACAACCAAGUCCCUGGUAAUCACACGACGGUCGUCAAGCAUGACCAGACCAAAAGUGGCAGUGCUUUACCAGGCUUGCGAUCCUCCCGUCGUCAACGGGGUACGGAAACCCAAGAAACCAGGAGGUUACCAGGACUCCGGGGCCGACAUAGCGUACGUGCUACGUUCGAGGGGAGUUGACGUUCUCACACCCCUGCCCGAUCCAAACCCCCGACGCGACGAGGGAUGGUGUUUCCCAGAUACGGAAGCUGGUAUUGUGGCCGCGGUCAAAGGAGGAGCGACAACACUCUGGGCCAACACGAUUCUAUUCGCCUCGCAUCCUCUACAGACGUCCUCGGCGCUGGACGUUUAUGCUCCUCAGGUGAAAGUGAUAGGUCAACCUCCCUUACUGGUCGAACAGUACGACGACAAGAACCAUGUCAAUUCUCUACUCCGAGACUCUGGCGCUUUCACCCUUCCACGCUCUUGGAUCGUGCAUUCCCCCAUCACUUCAACAUCUGUGAACAACUCGCUUGAAAAUCUCCCUUAUCCCGUCGUCGCCAAACCAAUUCGAGGCCGGGGUAGUCACGGGGUCAAACUGUGUCGUGACCGCGCUUCCCUGGAAGAUCAUCUGUCCAGUGUACUCUUCAAAGAAAGCCCGUCGGCGAUGGUCGAAGAGUUCCUCUCUGGCCCCGAGGCCACCGUCACCGUCAUGCCCCCUUUAUUGUCGUCUACGUCUGCGUCCACAUCUCCGCCUCGAUCUUCUUCUCGAGAUUUAUCGGAUCAUCAGCAAUCCACUCAGACAAGAACAAAACCCACGUACACCGCCCUCCCCAUAGUCUUGCGCUUCAACCACGAGGAUGGAAUUGCUCCCUACAGCGGCGUCGUGGCCGUGACGGCCAAUUCACGAGCCCUCCCGAAGGAUGAACUUGACAGCAACCCCCGAUACGCCGAGAUAAGUCGCCAGUGCGAACGGAUUGCCGAGCUCCUUCGUGUCACGGCUCCGAUACGUGUCGAUGUCCGAUGUUUCGACGAUCGUGACCCAAACUCAAAAUUCGCCGUGUUCGAUGUGAACAUGAAACCUAACAUGACAGGUCCUGGUCGCCCAGGUCGCGAAGAUCAAUCCAGCCUCACGGCCAUCGCGGCUGUUGCUCUGGGUUGGGACUACCCGCGACUAUUGUUGAGGAUGUUGGACUCGACCACGACAUUAGAGCAACUGCGAAGAAUCUCAAUAAAAUAAUUUUAUUGGCAUAUCUGUGCAAG
Messenger RNA from Exophiala oligosperma, 1384 nucleotides. RefSeq lists its product as uncharacterized. The record is from RefSeq and is a predicted model, not a curated record. The coding region runs from base 126 to 1361 and encodes 411 amino acids. Lineage: Eukaryota; Fungi; Ascomycota; Eurotiomycetes; Chaetothyriales; Herpotrichiellaceae. The transcript has 2 exons. Gene Ontology annotation, biological process: peptidoglycan biosynthetic process. Gene Ontology annotation, molecular function: ATP binding; metal ion binding; D-alanine-D-alanine ligase activity.